GCGUCGCGUGACGCAGCGCGCGCUCCUCCCCGCGGCAGUUGCCGGGCGCGGGGCCCGGUCCGCGGGCGGGGGUUUAUGGCGGCGGCUCUGUCCGCCCUGGCUGCCAGGCUCUCCCAGUCGGCCGCGGCCAGGUCCUACGGGGUGUUCUGCAAGGGGUUGACCAGGACUCUCCUCAUCUUCUUCGACCUGGCCUGGAAGCUCCGCAUCAACUUCCCCUACCUCUACAUUGUCGCCUCCAUGAUGCUCAAUGUGCGGCUGCAGGUCCAUAUUGAGAUCCACUGACUUUUGACCUGGUGUGCUGCUUGCACCAUAUGCUGCAACUAGAGUCGAUCACACUUUUCUUCAAGUUCAGCUUGUUGUGAAACAGCAAAGCUAUGCUCCUCUUCUCCAGGACUAUGAAGAAAGCAGAUUUAAACCAGAAACAAGUGCGUGACCGUGGCCAAGAUCAUCACAAGGCAGCAGCUCACCUGACACACUUACAUUCCGUGUUGAACAAUUCUCAAACUCAUAGGAUCAGUUUACAAGAAUUAUUUUAUUUUAACACCAGGAAUUGUUCUCUCUUUAAUACUACACCUCUGUCUUCUGUUGGCAAGGAAACACCUUGGAGUUUGAGUGAAGCAGCAGGGAGAAACUCGAGUGCAGCUGCUCCUUGGAAGGAUUUGUUUCAUCUGCAUUCUUCUUCUGGGAAAGACAGCCUUGCAAGGGUUUCUCACUGCAUUAACAGUAUUUCAGUAAUGGGCUGGCUAGAGAAAUCUUGUAGUUUUGCUGGAGACUUCAGCUCAUGCUGUCUAGGAGACCACUUUGUAUGUUUUGCACACUUCUGGCUGGGAAACUUGGAGUAUAAUAAAACCCUGCAGCGUCUGGAAUUAGAAAUGAUCAGCAGCAAAGAGAAUGAAUUGCAUCUUGCAUUUCGUAAAGAGUUGGAGCUUGAUGGAUUUCCUGAUGUCUGUUCCGUUCCAUUUGCCUCACUGAACACCUAUGCUGUGGGACUCUUAAACAGCCAGAAACUGUGUUUUCCCCUUUGUUAUUUAAACCUUGUAUCUUCAGAGCAAACACCUGGCUACAGGCAAAUGCUUUCAAAUAUACAAAAUGUGACUAACAAUUUUCACAUCUUGCAGCUAGUAAUUUCUGUGCUAGCUUUUGCACUAGCAGGUCUAUGGUAUGCAGUAGUGAAGGUAAAAAAGUACUAAGACUAAUAAUUACUGGAUUUAACAUUAAUAGAAACUUAAUUGACUAAAUAACAGAGGCAAGGUUAGAGUUCAGGUUUUAGUGAGAAAUUGCUAAUAUAAAAAUUUUACUUGUGUAAAUGCUAGUAAAACUGGCUGUUGGAGUAAUAGAGACUUUUAUAAGGAAUAUGUGCAUCUGAGUGCAAAGAACUUAAGUUUUAGAACUCUUUGGGACUUCUGCAGGUCUGCCAUUAACAGUAGACUAGAACCCACUUUGAUUGUUCAGCACAAAUUCUUUUCUUUAGGGUUUGUUUUAGCAGAGUGUUCUGGCUACUGUUUACAACAUUUCCAAUGAAACUGUUCCUUGGAGGAUUGAAUGCCUGCUCUGAAUCCAACAGUAACUAACACUAUCAGUCUCUAAAACACUUUGAAUUGGAAAGCUGUUGGGAGGGUGUUCUUCAAUACAGCAUAAUUCUCCAGUGUUCCUUUUCAAGGAUGGUACUGCCCUAAUUUAAACAAUAUCUCAUGAGCUUUAUUGCACUACAAUAGACGUUAUAAACAAUUUUCUAAGAGAAUGUUUUCUUUCCUUGGAAAAGUGAUUGUUAUCACUGAAGCAUAGCAAUCAUUUCUGGGCCUAUUGACUUUGGCUUUGGGACAGACUUCUGACAACAGAGUUUGGCAAAUGGACCAAGCAUGUUGGAAUCAAUAGAGCUGCUUGUGAAUAAGAAUUUGCAGGAAUAUACUCCCAUGGGCACCUAGGUGGAGAAACUCAUUGUGCGGUAGGUCAAAGUUUGAACUCUGCGUCCAGAAUUCUCAGCAAGGGACUUGGUGUAGGUGAGGUUAAUGCGCUCUAGGGCCUUACCUAAAGAAGAGGGUGUUGAUGCGGUGAAUUAGGAUGCAUUUUCAGUUCACCCUUUACAUUGUCCUCACUUUUAACUUGGAGCCAAGUCAUGCCAGUGGUUCAUACACCAGUUAUCCUUUCUGACAGCUAGCUACUUCAUUUUGGAAAGAGAAUAAGUGACGUUGCAUUUAGCUUGAACUGAAUUCAUCUGCAAAGCCAGCAGAGUUUCUGGUGUGGUGUUUGUUCAGAUGUUAGCAAACUUGUAUGGAGAAGUCCUUGAAUCUGAAGAUGAGAUGCUGAUUAUCAGUGUUGUGGGGGAAAUACUAGAAUUUUUUUAACCUUAUUUGAGUGCUGAAAGUAAGUUAUACUAGUUUUUAUAUUAAAUGAUAUGUUAUGGUUUUAUUAGCUCUAUUGGUUGGCUAUUUCUUCUGGACAGUAGAGCUAAAAAGCCGUUUACUUUAAUUCAGAAAAUUACUUUUUCCCUGGUGUGUACUUUUAUUAACUGUUUAACUUCUAGACUUUUGACAUAUGGCUACCUGUUACAAAAUUACCAAAAACACUAAAAUAAUAGUGGAUUAGGUAUUGUAAGUAAUUAUUUUGAAAGCAACAGUUUCCUCUGAGUCAAAUCAUGCCUACUAUUCACUCCAUCUUCACUGCUGCAAUUAUCACCCUUGCAGUGGAUCAAGAUUGCUGAAGCGAUGUGCAUCUGACCUCCCUCAAAACACCAGAAACAAAGCCACUCCUCCAAACGUCCGUGGCUUUAUUUGAGUGAUGGUGUUGAGCCGUUGUCUGGAUACAGUUUGACCCAAAAAAUGCUUGGCAGAGCUGAGGGCAGAGGAAUGAAGGUGGAGAGAGGUUGGAGCUUGUUUAAGCUGGAUUGAUUACUAAAGAAAACAUUGUGCAACUGCAUCUUAAUCUAACUAGAUAUAUAUAGGUAAAGAAAUAAUCUAUUCUGUAUGAAAAGCUGCCUUUAUUUUAAGUUGCACAUAAACACAAUCCUGCAUCUACAACUGAGUGCCUGAACUUCCUGCAUAAUGAAGUGAUUGGCACAGUUGUACCUGUAGUUGUUGAGACGUCAACUGUUCAGCUGAGCAGUUUGGCCUGGAAGAUUCUCUACUCUGCUGUCCAUUGUUUGGGAACCAUGUAUUUAGGGAACCAUAGUUAUGUAUGACAAAAGCUUGUAGAUGAUGUCAAGUUAAUAGGCAAGAGGAGUAGCUAAAGGGAUAAAGACAUUAAUCCAGUUUUUAACGCACCUACUCUGUUGAUGAUUUUAAAAGGAAAGAAAGGGGGGCAGAGGAGACAUAAGAGAAGCCAUCUGUAAAUUAGAAUUUAAAUGUGUAUACAGUGGGAUGCCAAGAGUUGUCUCUUUAUUGAUGACAAACCUAUCCAGGAGGAGAUCUUGGAACUUUGAAUCCUGUUACGUAUUGCAGUCCAGCUAAUACAGUGCUGUUUUAAGCAAACUUUGCUUUGAGUGGCCUUUAAUCACUUAUUACAGAAUCACUUUAAAUACAUCUACAAUACAGUUAAGUGAAAUGAUGGAUUUUAUUUUGUGUACUAUAUGUAUAUUGAACAUAAGAUACAAAGAAUAUAUCUUAAGUGAGUGGAUUUAAUCCAUUUUAAGAUAGAUUAUGUACUUUGCCUUGGAUUUUGUUGCUUAAAACCUAAAAGAUAACUUUUUAACUUGAACAUUCCUUAUGAAAUUCAAAUAAAGGAUAAUUUGGUAUGUUGAAAUGUCACAUAAUAUACUGCACUUUAAACUCGGGGAGGCCAUGAAUUGAAAGUGCUGUUCUUGCACUAAUAGAACUCUUUGACUGAUGGCCCCAACGCUCAAAUGGCUUUUCCUGUCUAUGAGAAAACAGUGAACCAGAAAGAUGGCAAUCCUCUGAAACUAUAUGUAAAUCAGACACUGUAUGGUUUAGACCACUGUUCUCUUCCUACAAAUGUUUUGAUAUUAACUCAUCUCAAAAGACAGAUGUCUCAGCUAAGAACCAGUCUGCAUGGAGUUCCGUGGCUUCAGUAAAUCAGAUGUGCUUUUCUAAGUAAAUGUGCUCAUGGGGCUGAGACUCUUGGAUGAUCAUUAUAGUACAGAAGAAUAACAUUUUUUGUAGGGGUAAGGGACCUUUAUACUGAACCAGGAGUUGCCUUCUCAUUUCCAGUUCCUCUCUCAUCUUGCUCUUCUGUUGGUGUUGGAAAGAGGUAUUUCUAAACAAAAUUUCAGGUUUCUACUAAGCAAUUCAUGCUUUCUAGAGUGGAUCAGUGUCCAGAUCCUUCCUGCACUACAUAGCAGAGUUCUAUUUCUGCCAUUAGAAAACAAGUUAAGCAAGAAAAUACUCAGUAUUUAGAGAAUUGCCUAGUACUUUCCCAUAAAUAUACACUUGAGUGGAAAUUUACUAUAUGGUGUACUGCUUUGAAAAAGAAAAUAUACUUUUAAAUGUGUGUACACAGAGCUCUGCAUGUAGCUAAAAAGUGUUUUAUCACAGUGUGAUGUUGGAAUGCUUAUGCAAAUACUUAUUUACUUUCUGACAUUACAAUGCAAAAUGCAGUAGAGUUGGUGAUAUACUUCUCAGUGUGAUAUUAGCUAGUGCAAACUUGGGAAUCAUCUGUGUGCAUCAUCGUGCACCAUGAGAGUGUUAUCUGUAGACACUUAGCCUUUAGCUUUGUCAGUGUGAGUUGGUUUUUUUGUUUGUUUGGGGUUUGGUGAUUUGUUGAUUGGUUUCUUUUUGGUGUGGUUUUUUUUUUAGGACUGUAAAGACUGCACUUUCUUAAACUUUGCCAAAGUUUGCAUUCUUUCUCUUUUCCUCCCUUGCCCCUCCUUACAGGUAUACACGCUUUUUAAUUUUUGGAAGAAGCAAGCCUUUACACACUUUCCUAAUGUAUCAUCUUAUUGUCAAGUUGUUCCUUUUCUUUCUAUGGCCUGGUCUUGCCUAUAUUUUCCUGUUCUUCACUCACCAUCAUUUAUCAGGAUAAGCAUAUGCUGAUGUUCUGUUACAUUUCAGAAACACUCCCUUGUAAAUUAAUUAUGCAUAACAAAUUGAUAGAAACUAGGUGAAGAUGCGAGUGUCCAUAGUCUAUCAUUAGGGUGCAUGACCAGUGGUACAACAAACAGAGCAAUAGGUAGUCAAUGUGACAUAUUUCUACUUUUCCCCUUCAAAACAGCUGCUUCGAUUAAAAUCUGAUAUUUAACUCAAAUCUGUAGUACCUUGGUCAGCUGGGAAUUGCAGCGAAAAUUUGGGGCUUUUGAGAUCAAAACUUGAACAGUUACGCUAGCUUUGAGACUCCAGGUUUUUAAGUCACUACUUUUUCAAAGAGUCACAUGAAUGUUAAUAUUUUGAAACUUUUUUUUUUCCUAAGAAUGCAUAGAAUAAAGUGUGUUCUGACAGUUAUUUCUGUGAUGCAGUCAGUAACUGGGGAAAAAAAAACUUUUAAGAUUUUUUUUUUUUUUUAAAACACUUGUCAUGAAUCCCCUUUUGACAUCUCUGACUACAAAGCCUCUAAUCCUCAAGGAAGAGCUGCAGUCAAUAGAACUUUCAAGUAAACAACUUGUUCCCUAUGAAAAUAUUAAUAUUUCAGCUCACAUACUUAAAUACAAGGACAUAGAUAUCAAUUUGCUGGCAGUGUGAAAAGAAUAGUAUGGAAGUGCUAGCAUGAUGCUAUCCCUUACCACCCUGCACUAAGUAAAUCGUGUUGGUGUGUACUUCGAAAAUAACUCUAUAUUGCAUCCCAAAAUCUCAGUUAUCAAAGGGUGGUUUUGGAACUGGUGAAACAAGAUUUGGACCAAGUAGAUGGUUAUUUCCUUGUUAAUGAUUAUAUCCAAUUUAAAAGCUAAAACAUUUUAGAAAAAAAUUUAAAAAUAGCAAAAAUGGUUAAAACUCAGACUUGUAAACGUUUAAUUUUCUUGUAGUCAAUUUUACCUAUUUUCAAAUACAAAAAUACCUAAAUAUAAUUUGAGCUUUUGUUCUUAAAAGUGGCUAAAUCUAAUGCUUAGUGCCUGACUCAUCAUUUAAAGUUGAGUGUUCUAUGAACUUCCUUGAGAGUGGGUUCUGCUACCAACACUGGUUUUAAAUGCUGACACUUACUAAUACUUCCUGUGAACUGUGAUGUGAUCCAUGCAGAACAAUUUUAGUCUGUGGCCUUGGUCUUUGGUCCUAAGGUGGUUUGGCUUUGUUUUUUUUUUUACUUGCAAUAUGGUGAAUGGAGAAGGCUGGAACAAACCCUUUUUGUUUGUUGCAGAGAAAUAUGUUUACAACUUUGUAUGUAUUUUAGAAAUUUAUUGUAACACUUUUUAACUUGUGAGAGGAGUUUCCAUAGUAAACUUGAAACCUGUUAUGCUAAGGAGGUGAAUACAGGCUUUUGAAUAAUCUAAGCUUCCAGAAGCUGCUGACGGUGAUGCUGCUCACACCACAAGAGGGAGUUAAACACCGGUCUUUAAAAUGUUUUCAGUUAUUGCAUCUUUUUUUAGUACAGUGCAUUUCAGUUUAUAAAUAUGCUGACUUUGACUUGUCUUAUGGAUUGUCACUGUACAUAGUUAAUGUACAAAAUCAAUAUGCAGCCGUAAGGUAUUGUAACUGUUUACAACUGAACUCUGAAUACUGACAGACGGGUUUUAUUGAGCUAUUUAAAAACAAAUAAAAAUCUUUUAAAAAAUCA
Molecule: messenger RNA, 6654 nt
Organism: Cuculus canorus (common cuckoo)
Lineage: Eukaryota; Metazoa; Chordata; Aves; Cuculiformes; Cuculidae
Gene: SMIM10L3
Product: small integral membrane protein 10-like protein 2A
Exons: 2
Coding region: 76-282 (68 amino acids)
Source: RefSeq, a predicted model, not a curated record